CCCAUAUCUACCUAGGUACAUAGUCUCCUAUCUCUUCUGACUUCGCCGACUUUACAUUCAAUAUAUUUAGGCUCUCUCGACUUCGAUUAUAUAUUUUGUUGGUCAUGAUAUUCUUUUUACUAAAUCUAUCCGAAUAAUUCUUCGAAUUGGAUUGCUUUGUUGGAUUUACCACCUAAGACUCAAGGCUCCGAUGACAGUCACUGCAGAUGACAUCGCUGCAGAUGACAUCGCUGUACUAGUGCAAAAACACUACAAUUCACUUCCAGCAAAGAGGAAACCACUCGUCAGAGGCAAUGGGCUGCGUGAAUGGGUGCCUCUGGCUGGAAUAGUAGCUCAAGGUAUAUAUAUUGCAGUCUUCCUCCAGUCCAUUCUACACGUAGUUUUAGCUCUUUUAACUGCAGCUUGUAGAUAGAAAUAUCAGGUCCUCAUAGACUAAUACCUAAUCUAAUAACAGGAAAAGAUGGCGAACUCAAGUGUCUAGCCCUCGCGUAGGUUAGCCUCUCAAAAUCUCAUUUUCUCUAAUUAAGUCCACCUGGGCGUAGCAGAAACCCCUAAGAUCUGACAUGGCGCCGGUCUAGAACAGGCAUGAAAUGCCUCCCCACGUCCAAAGUAUCGCAAGCGCAGGGGAACGUACUGCACGACUGGCAUGCGGAAGUGCUGGCUAUACGGGCAUUUAAUCGCUUCGUACUGGAUGAGUGUAGAGUACUGGCUCAGGGGUGCUCGUCUGAGUUUCUACGAUGGCGGACCACCGAUGAGAUAGUUUCGAGUUGUUGUGACGAUACUCAAGCAGGAGAACUGGAAAGAGAAGGAAGUGAAUGGCGUGGUCAGCCUUUCACUUGGAGGGAGGACGUUCUCCUACACAUGUACUGUUCUGAGGCACCUUGUGGCGAUGCAAGCAUGGAGUUAAUAAUGGCGGCUCAAGAAGACGCCACUCCAUGGGAAUUACCGUUGACAAACCCCCCUGUCCCCCUUUCCACUACGGAUCCCUCAACCUCCCUACCCGGCCGUGCCUACUUCUCCCAACUAGGCGUCGUCCGGCGGAAACCCGCCCGUUCGGAUGCGCCGCCCACGCUGUCCAAAUCUUGCUCCGAUAAACUAGCUUUACGGCAGUGCAUCUCGCUGCUCUCAUCCACAACCGCACUCCUAGUCGACCCGCGCCACGUCUACAUACAUACUCUAGUCCUCCCAGAGUCGCGAUACUCCGAAUCCGCCUGUCGCCGGUCUUUCUCCUCUUCCCCUAUAGAUGGACGUAUGAGGAGUAUGGCAUCAGCUGAAAAACAAGGACCACUCAAGGGAGAACGAGGAUCUCCCUACACUUUCCGCCCCUUCACCAUCAAAACAACAUCAUGUGAAUUCGCCUUCUCCCAGCGGACCGUAACCCAAGCUACCACCAGCAGCGCCAAACAAGAUGUCACCAUUAACGAGCAGAAGAAAUCAGCUGCGCAGAAAGUAUCAGCCAGCAACAUCUCCGCAGCCUGGACGCGCUCCGGCCUCGAAGAAACGACGCUAGGCGGUAUCCUGCAGGGGCGAAAGCAAUCUGCGGCCGAUGCACGAGGGGCUAGCUUCGGUUCGAGGCGGAGGAUAUGGGGACUUGCUGUCGAGGUAGCUGAUUUACUUUUACUAUGGGCGGGAGACGAUAAAGAAACAGGGAAAAAGGCAGAACCUGUAAAUACUUCCGCCAUUGCUGAUAUAUGGAGGGCGCUUACCGCGGAGACGUACGGUGAGAUGAAGGACUGUGCAUUACUAGAGCCUCGAAGGCGAGCCAAAGACAAGGCUAGAGAGGAAGCACUAAAAGGAUGGGUAAGGAAUCUAGGCGAUGAGUCCUUUAACCUGUAAAUAUGGUAGGUAGGUAGUUCAUAUCCUACUCAAAGGCACAAAAUGCACGAGCAUAGUCAAUAAACAACACGUUUACAACAUAUUUCUUCUUAUUUCGCACAAGCAGUGGCAUCAAUUCCUCACUACCACGCCC
Molecule: messenger RNA, 1969 nt
Organism: Daldinia loculata
Lineage: Eukaryota; Fungi; Ascomycota; Sordariomycetes; Xylariales; Hypoxylaceae
Product: adenosine deaminase/editase
Exons: 1
Coding region: 586-1836 (416 amino acids)
Biological process (GO): tRNA wobble adenosine to inosine editing
Molecular function (GO): tRNA-specific adenosine-37 deaminase activity; RNA binding
Source: RefSeq, a predicted model, not a curated record